AUGAUCAUCGUCCUGAUUCUGGCUCCAAAUGAAAUUGUGUCGAUUCUACCAUUAGUACCAGAACGACUUAGUGAGGACAAUUUCCCGAGCGUGAAUUUAUAUGCUCAGCCAAUGGGCACGAGCGAAUCCCAUUUUUUACUAAAUUUCUACGCCGGAUCCGACACGGACAAUGAUGAGAAUUGGCUUGUUGGGUUUAGCCAACCCGAAAGCGUGACGCUUUACUCUUCCGUAUUUUCUCUGAUCCUGAACUCUACGACAAAUGAUUUCCGGCUGGAAUUGUUGAUUUGCUAUGGUGUACAGCAUCAAUUUGUCCGCCCAGCCCUCCUGACCAGCCCAUUAUUCCCGUGGAAAUUCGACGACUCGAAUGGGGUCGAUUUCUGCUUCAACGACACGGCACAAUCCAACACCUCUAUCAUCACCUUUGCUUUUAACCGACUGACCGAGAUGGAAAAGCUCACGAUACCAGCAAAUCCGGAAAAUGACACCUUACUAUUUUUCGGUCAUCGCACCGACCUGCCUUAUAUGGUGUGCACGCAACUGAUUGUUUACGGGCGCCGAAAUCAUAUGCCAUGUGAAUACGAGCUACACGCCGGGGCGAUGGGAAAGCACUUGACGACAUUUAGCGAUUACGAGGCGAUCUUCCCGCAAAUCCUCACCUCGGAAACGUAUUCGCUGAAAAUCCCGCGUUACUGCUCGCCGAUGAUAGCCUUGGAUGUUGGAGACGCCAUGGACAUUAGCCCUGGAAUGCGUAUGCCCGGGUACGGUACCGCGAUCGUCACCUCCCAAGGCUACGGUGAUCCUAUGCAUAUCGCAUAUAAUGGCUGGACGGGAACGAAGUGCGCUUGGGUUAAUGUACAGAACGAGACCUAUGACGUGGCGAUCGAGGUCGUCGAGGUAUUGACCGGGGAACUGACGAUCAACUUUUGCGAUGCGACAGAUAAAAACAAGCUCUUCUUCAACACAUCGUACCUCAGAAAUGGCACUUCUUGGAACUUUCAAAGCCCGAAUUGCAUAAAUAUAUCUUGGAGCAGUAUGGGCACUGUUGCUCUUGGAGAGCCCACCGGAUUCCAGGCCCGUUUUAAAUUUCAACAUCAUCGAUGGAUGACGACACCGGAAACUGUCACGACAUCUUCAUCGCAAAAAGCUUAUUUGCCCGGCCUAUUAAUAUUUGUGUUGACGAGAUUGUUAAGG
Messenger RNA from Mesorhabditis spiculigera, 1191 nucleotides. The record is from the annotation of a GenBank genome assembly. Lineage: Eukaryota; Metazoa; Nematoda; Chromadorea; Rhabditida; Rhabditidae.